AUGAUCAUUCUAGAAAUCAACUGCAAAGAAACAAAAGUUCAAUUCAGCAAAGAUGUAGCAGUGCACCAUUUUUCACCCGAUCGAACGACCAGUACCAUUGAUGAUGACAACCUAUUACCUUUAGACUCCAAUCUACGAUUAAACUUAUCCAACGAUGACGACGAUGAAGAUGACGCUGUUGAUGAUGAUAAUGAUUAUGUUAGGGAUUUCAAUUAUGACCUAAGAAGUGAUAUAAGGUAUUUGGCCAUGAGAAUCAACGAACUCGAAACUAAAUAUGAUUACAAUGAUGAUGGUGGUGAUGAUGACGUUGAUUACGACAUUGAUAAUGAUGAUACUAGAUAUGAUGGUGGUGGCAUUGCAGAUUUCAGCCAUUUUUCAUACAAUGAUGAGAACACAUGGAACGACGACUGCGAUGGAACUAAUGGUAACCUUAAGGAUGACAGCGACACCAAAAAACUGAAAAUCAAUCCCAAAAAUGACAGUGGUGAUGCUGGUAAUGGUGGUAAAUAUGGCGAUGAAGAUGGUGAUGAAGAUGGUGAGGAUGAAUUGUCUUAUAGCAUUGUAAAGAGCUACUGCCAGCUUGUCAACCAGUCCACAGGCUCCGAAGCUCGCGAUGUUUAUAAUGAUAACGAUGAUGGUCAUGAUGAUUACAUCAGCUUCCGUAAUAAUAAUGAUGAUAAUAAUGAUGAUAAUAAUAAUAAUAAUAAUAAUAAUAAUAAUAAUGAUGAUAAUAAUAAUAAUAAUAAUAAUAAUGAUAAUAAUGAUGAUGAUAAAAAUGUAUGCAAUGAUGGUGGUGAUGCUAUUGCAAGAAGAAAUAUUAAUUAUAAUGAUGAUAGUGCUAUAUAUCACAAUGUUGCUGCGGGUGAUGAUGAUGAUGAGGAUGGUGAUGAUGAGGAUGGUGAUGAUAUGAGUAACAACAAGCAGGUUGAUGAUGGUAAUAAUGAUGAUAAUAAUAAUGAUAAUAAUAAUAAUAAUAAUAAUAAUAAUGAUGAUGAUAAUGAUGUUACUGAAGAUAAAAAUGAUGAUGAUGAUGUUGGUAACGGUGGUGAAGUUGGUGGUGGUGUAACAGAAAAUUUUGCUUCUAAUGGUAAUAAUAAUUAUGACCAUUCUAAGUAUGGCCGAAGGAAUUUGGCAACACUCAUUCUCGAUAAUGAUGACGACGACGAUGAUGAUGAUGAUGAUGGCAAUGGUGAUAACUUUGGUGAAGGUGGUGGCGGCGGUAGUUGUGUUGGUGGUGGAGUUGUUGUUGGUGCUGGUGGUAGUAGUGGUAGUGGUGCUGGUGGUAGUAGUGGUAGUUAUAUCGACGAUCAACUGAAAAGGGAUCAACAACAUUAUAGCAAAAUGACUAGAAGUAGUACUGUCUGCAAUAAUAAUAAUAAUAUUAUUAAUGAUAUUAACAAUAAUAAUAACAAUAAUAAUCAUAAUAAAAUUAAUAAUAAUAAGAAUAAUAAUAAUAACAACAAUAAUAAUCAUGAUAAAAUCAAUAAUAAUAAUAAUAAUAUAAAUAACAAUAAUUAUAUAAAUAGUGAUAAUAGUAUAAAUAAUAGUAAUAACGUGGAACAGACGUUGGAUAAGCCGCGGAUGAAUUCAACGAUACGCCUCCAACGGCAGCUGGAAACCUUAAAAUCGGCAAAGUACAUUCACGAGCAUUUCAGUAGAGGGAAGUUUGCUGAUGACGAAAUGCAGGCUAACAUCAAUAAAAAAGCCAUCUCGAUGCUGAACUUUAAAGAGAACAUAAACUUCACCAACUUAACAGACAUCAAUUUCUGCGAGAAGGAACUCCUCGAUAAGGAGGUCGAGGACAGGUUGAAAAAGGUGAAACGGGAAAAGCCAGUGUCACUAAAGGAGAUGGUCUCGAAAGUACCUGACAUCAGGGACUUCCACCACCCAGACAUGUCCACCAGCGAGCCACACAGCCAGUUCUGCCUCGAUCAAUGCUUGAAGAAUGUCUACAAGGUAAAGUUACGGACUGUCGGAUCGAGUCACGCGUUUAAUCUUUAUAAUGAUAUGAGGAACUGGGAGCUAUCCUGAUGGUCCAAUUUAGUUUUUAUUAUUUUCUCUAUCUAUCUAUUUAUCUAUCUAUCUAUCUA
This is a messenger RNA of Helobdella robusta, 2090 nucleotides long. RefSeq lists its product as hypothetical. The transcript is spliced from 3 exons. Gene Ontology annotation, molecular function: phosphatase binding. NCBI's taxonomy places the organism in Eukaryota, Metazoa, Annelida, Clitellata, Rhynchobdellida, Glossiphoniidae. The record is from RefSeq and is a predicted model, not a curated record. Gene Ontology annotation, biological process: negative regulation of phosphatase activity. Bases 1 to 2031 code for a protein of 676 amino acids.